AUGACCACCUUGAUCCAUGCCCAGGCAUCAGUGAUGGAAGAGGAUGUGGCCGAAGAGUCGAACAUGGCAAUCAGUUCUGUCAACAACAUAUGUGUCAAGUCCACAAUUGCCAGGCUCCAAGGACUAGAUCAUCAGACUUCUGCAUUGAUCACGGGUGCCCUGCAGUGGGAUGCCAUCAACCCAGGCAGUCACAUCCCCAAGAGUGGUUUCGAGGUGACACCGAAAAGGUGUUCUGUGAGGAGCAUGCCUGUAGCUAUGGUGGUUGUCGAAACCAGAAUGCUGAAUAUUCAAAUCGAUGCCUGCGGCAUGGAGGAGGCGGCACGUCGAGAUUCAGACAAGGGGUGA
This is a messenger RNA of Fusarium venenatum, 345 nucleotides long. RefSeq lists its product as uncharacterized. NCBI's taxonomy places the organism in Eukaryota, Fungi, Ascomycota, Sordariomycetes, Hypocreales, Nectriaceae. The record is from RefSeq and is a predicted model, not a curated record.